AUGGUGGCCGUUCUGGCAAUCAGGGAAGUGUUGACCGUGGCAGCAGCCGUGGUUCUUCUGCUGGCCCUUCUUACCGUGGCAGUGAUCAAUCCGGUCGUGGACAAAGCGAUUACAGGGGUGGCAGCCGUGGCCCUUCUUCCAAUCUCCCUCACGGUGGGUCUAAUCAACGCGGGCGUGGAGGCGGACGUGGUCGAGGUGGUUUUGGUGGCGGUGGAGGUCGCCCAGAACCAGAUGAAGACCCUAAGUAACGUGAUGUUCAACUCUUCCGCUACUGCUAAUCCGGAAAUUGAAGCCUUCGAAGACAAAUGUAUCACCAAGAAUAAAGGCAGACGAGCUGAAAAAGGAGAACUCGCUCUUCGGCCUGGAUACGGUGUUAAAGGGGCAAGUGUUGUCAUGCGCGCCAACCUCUUCCAAGCCAGAUUCCACGGAGCAGACUGGUUUCAUUACACAGUGAGGGUCAGACCAGAUCCGCAGAAUACCCGCCUCAAUCGGGAGAUUUUCAGGGAACUCAUGGGCAACGAGACAAUCAAAAAGGCCCACGCCGCCACUGAUGGCGCCCAGGUUAUCGUUGCCAUGAAAAAUCUGCUACCGGGCAGUCCCUAUGAAGUCACCAUUGACGGUAACCUGAACGCAUCCAAAAGGUUCUCGGUGGAACUGAGACUGACCGAGAAAGUCAACCCAUCGGAGCUGGUCAGCACCCUCAACAACAUCGAUGUACGGACACAACCACCGAAUGGAACAUCAUUCCUUCAAAUCAUGAACAUUCUCAUGAGCGCUCAUCCAUUCAGAGACACAGGCGUGACGACCAUUAGAAGCUCCAAUGGCAACAAAGUUUUCUGGACCGACGGGAGAAAACAGGCCGCUGAUCUUCAGGGCGGGAUCGAGUGCAUUCGGGGCUUUAAUUCUAGCGCGAGAAUUUGUGACAAUCACAUCUUUAUCAACUUGGGCGUCAAUCACAGCUCAUUCUUCCAUCAAGGCCCAUUGCACAACAUUCUCACCCUCUUCAACGCGAUGAACCCCGAUCAACCCCCGGACUAUGUUCUUUUCAAUCGAUACAUCAAUCGACUUCGCGUGGACGUCACUCAUCUUGAAAAACGCAUGGAAUGCGGGGUCUUGGUUCACAAGCAGAGAAGCAUCUGGGGACUUGCUUGGCCUCAGAAGGAUGGAAGAACACAUGGAACUCACCCGAAAACGAGAGCAAAACUCGUCCCAGACCCCAAUCCUCCCCGUUUCCUAAACGAGAACAUAGGAGCCACUGCAGACGAGGUUUCUUUCUUCAGAUACGACAAGGACGCUAAUGGCAAAUCUCUUUCUACUGGAAAAUACAUCACUGUCACUCAACACUUCAAGGAGGAAUACAACUUGAAGCUGAAGUACCACGACUGGCCUGUGGUGAAUGUUGGCAGUUUCGUUCACCCGAUUUACCUUCCUAUUGAUGUCUGCACUGUUCCAGCGGGACAACGCUUCAUGGGUGAGCUGGCAGCCAUUCAACGCAAGAAUAUCAUUAACUUCAGCUGCCGAAAGCCGCCCAAUAACUUCAAGUCUAUCAUGCAGGACGGUCGAAGGAUUAUGGGAAUGGACAAUCCAUUGAAGAGUAUCGACACUGAGUUCAGACCUGAAAUGAUCACUGUGAACGCACGCAUUCUUCCGCCGCCGAUCCUGAAGUAUGGAAAAUCCAAGACGCUGAUGCCGAAGGAUGGAUCUUGGAACCUAAGGGGCCAGCAAUUUUGCAGACCUGCCGAAAUCAAGAAUUGCAUGGGCGUCGUCUAUACCAGGGGCUCACCUAGUUCCAUCGACAUGGAUUUAGUCAAGAAAGCAUUUGACAGUCUAGCUGCAGAGGGAAAAAAUUUGGGCAUGAGGUGGUCUGCUUGGAACCGAGGUAUCCACACAAGACAGAUAGGAAGGACACCCGCGGAGUGGAUUAAUCAGCUCGAGCUCAUGUUCGAUCAUAUUCGCAACAAUCCGGUCGACCUGGUGGUCAUCGCGCUUCCUGCAGGCGAAGAACGCUUCUUCGACCACCUCAAAUGGUGGAGUGAGACCAAGGCGAAAGUCAUGACCCAUUGUUGUCUCUACAGCAAGUUCGUCACCCAUGGCAGACCGGAAAAUUCGCAGUACAAUGCCAACAAUGUGAUGAAAAUCAACUUAAAAAUGGGCGGUGACAAUCAGACGCUCAAAAAUGCGCCUCGCUUGAUAGAAGGAGGUACAACCAUGGUUGUUGGUCUUGACGUUACUCACCCGUCUCCGACGGACCCCGAAGGAUUCCCUAGCAUGGCAUGUAUUGUCGCUAGCACGGACAAGUCGAUGGGGCAAUGGCCUGGUGAGGUAACGGUGCAGGAGGCCCGCAAAGAGGAAAUUGGGUGUCUCAAGGCGAUGAUGCUGGGUCGUCUGCAACAUUGGAAGGCUAGUAACAAGGCUCUUCCCAACAAUAUUCUGGUCUAUCGUGAUGGUGUCAGUGACGGCCAAUUUAAUAUGGUCCUGAAAGACGAGUUGCCCCAGAUUCAGGAGGCCGUGACUUCUCUGUACGGGGGCAACGGUGCGAAUAUCACCAUCGUCGUGGCAGGAAAACGACACAACGUGCGCUUCUACCCGACUCAGUUCCAAUUUGCUGACCAGAGAUAUGGCCCCAAGAGCGGCUUGGUCGUUGACCGCGGCGUCACUCGCCCAAAGUAUUGGGACUUCUACAUGCAGGCACAGGCGCCGCUUCAGGGCUCAGCCCGCCCGGCACACUACAUCGUAAUCCACGAUGAGAUUUUCAGAUCGAGCAAGUCUGACUCGAACCCAGCUGACGCACUCCAGCAACUCACUCAUGAGAUCUGCUACAUGAUGGGUCGUUGUACCCGCUCUGUCGGCUACGCCACCCCUGCUUUCCUCGCUGACAAGUACUGCGACCGGGCCCGGCGAUACAUGCGAGCAUUCUAUUACUACACCUUAAUCAAAGAGGGCAAAGAUAAGAAGCCGGACAACCACAGAGCGAUCAGAAAUUCGGAUGCAAGUAACGCGAUGGCUUACAUCUGA
Messenger RNA from Penicillium maclennaniae, 3015 nucleotides. RefSeq lists its product as uncharacterized. NCBI's taxonomy places the organism in Eukaryota, Fungi, Ascomycota, Eurotiomycetes, Eurotiales, Aspergillaceae. The record is from RefSeq and is a predicted model, not a curated record. The coding region runs from base 1 to 3015 and encodes 1004 amino acids. The transcript has 3 exons. Gene Ontology annotation, molecular function: protein binding; RNA binding.